UCUGAGCGUACCGGAGAUCACUGCUGCUGUGAUGAAGAGGAUGCGACUGUCCUGUAGCGGAUCGCCUCCAACACCGGACCGUUGAAGUCUCCCCUCUUUUCUCUUCGGAUCUUUAGAGACCAAGACAAGCUCCACAAAUCUCCUCCGAAGACUAGAAGACAUCCAGACUGCUAUAGUCUAUAUAGCCUUGGCAUAAUGGGGGGGUCACUUUGGAUUUCCCAUGGUGCUACUGAAGCCAUGUUCAGAGGAAGGAGCUUUCUCGCAGUUCUACCUCUGGCUUUGUUGUUGCCAACAGUCAGAGUCGGUGCCCAGUUGAUAGGAAGCCCUCUGGACUGUCACAAGACGUGUGUGUGUGCCAGCAACAUCAUCAGCUGCUCCAACAUAAAUCUAACCAACGUUCCCAUCACUCUUCCACAAUAUACAGCUGUGCUGGACCUCAGCUUCAACACCAUCACCAAGCUACGUGCUGAGUGGACCCCUGUCCCACUCAAGAGACUCCACCGCCUGCUUCUCAGCCACAAUGGCCUCACCUUCCUCUCCUCUGAGGCCUUUGUGAAUGUGAAAGCGCUUCAACAUCUGGACCUUUCCUCCAAUGGAAUCCGCCAGCUGGACGAGUUCAUCUUUGAGCCUCUUGAGCACCUUGAGGUGUUGCUGCUUUACAGCAACCGCAUCUCUCAGAUAGAUCGCUCUGCCUUCUCCGGUCUCAACAGCCUGCAGAGGCUCUACCUGAGCCACAACCAGAUCUCACGCUUCCCCUUGGAGCUGGUGAAGGAGAGGAGCCGCCUGGACACUCUGAGGCUGCUGGAUGUGUCAUCUAAUCGACUCAAAGCCCUGCCCCUCAAUGAACUUCAGGCUCUGCCCGCCUGGAUCAAGAAUGGCCUGUACUUUCACAACAACUCCCUGCCCUGCAGCUGCGAGGUGCAUGAAGUGGUAACACGCUGGUACCUCAAGGAGCUCAGCUCUGCCACAGACUUCAGGGGAAGCCACACGUGUCUGUUACCAGGUCAGCAGAAAGAGAAAAUUGCCAUAAUGGAUCUGAACAAGGUGUAUUUGAACUGCACUGAGGUCAUCGGUAUGGACAGAAUAGCCCACUUGGAGCAGUCUCUAGUCCUGGACUGUGACACCAGGGAGAGGGACAUGACGAAGCGAUGGGUGCUACCUGGAAACAUCCCGGUGUCUCCAGCAUUCAAGACUGCUGUGAUGCGUCCUAAAGAUGGCAGUCUCCAGAUUGGGCCCCUGAAAGCGGAGGACUCUGGGGUGUACACCUGCUAUGCCACCAGUGAAUCCUUCAAUGAGACAGUGUAUGUAACUGUAAUGGUGUUAAAUUCCACUGAUAGUGGGGGGCUGGAGAACCUAAAAACAGCCUACACCACCCUCAUAGGAUGUCUGGUGAGUUUAGUUAUGGUUCUCAUCUACCUCUAUCUCCCGCCAUGCCGCUGCGCUUGUUGUCAGGGUCUAGAGAAGAGCGACCUCAGAGACAGCCUCCACUCUUCAACUGUGAGCAUCUCUCACGCACAUGAGGAGACGGGGCAAGUGGAAGUUGGAGGCUUUGUCAACAAACAUGGCGCCUUUCUGCAGCCCAAGGACCAGCUGGAGCAGAAUGGGAGGUUGAACCCAAUAGGGGAGGAAGAGGAGGAGUGGCAGGGGGACAACAGGGAGAGAAGGAGGUCUGACGCGGAGUCUGUCAGCUCCGUGUGCUCCGACACCCCCAUGGUGGUGUAAAAGUCAGAGGCAUCGCCGGAGGGUAAGACAUGAUGUUUCAACCCUUGUGGCUGCUACAUAGAAAUCCUUUUUUUGAACGUGUGCAAGAUUCACAAGUUAAAGCUUUAGUUGUCUUUCACGGCUUAUGGCGUGUACUGUUGAUAAUAAACACAAACGGUCAGAGCAAUGUUUUGAUUAAAACUAACAAUUUCGAAAAGCCACGAAACAUUCUGAUAAUGCAGAGAAAUGUGGUUAAAAUCAUUUGUGACCUAAAAUAUUUUGAUUGUUGUUGUUGCUCAACCUAAAUUGUCAUUCAAAAAAUACAACUAAUGCUCUUAAUAUUUGCAAUAGAGUCACUUUUACGGCAAAUCAUUGGCUGGCCCUGCAAUAAAUUGCUCUUCAAGUAGGACUAUAACAGUUUAAAAUGUGUUAGAAAUAUAUAUAUCUUAUUAGAAAUAAGAAAUAUACAAAUCCUAACUAAUUACAAGAGAAAACAAACAGCAUAAAAACAGCUUGCUACUACUUAAACUGACGCUGUGCUUUGAAUAAAAGUUAUACAGCUUCUUUAUGCACUGGGGAUCAUAACACUAAAAAGAUUUAUGCUUGAAAGAGAAGCUAUUUUUAUGCAGAGUUUGCAGAGCUCACCUAAUUAGCGCUGCAAGAUGUUUAAACUCUAUGCUGUGUUUUACAUUCCUGUUUCGUUUUGUCUGACUUUACGGGACAUCAUACUGUAAGGAAUACUCUUAUGCAAUGUUAUCUAUCAAUAUCAUUUAUGAUUUGAGUGUGAUUCAAUUAAUAAUAUGUGUUGGCAUUAACUGAGCUUCUGUUGAGGUGCUUUUUAAAUAAGUCUUUGUUUUCACGUCUAUUUUCAGCCAUUUUAGAUUCAGAAUCAUUAACCGAGCCUCUUGUGAGACAUCGUUUACUUUUACUUGAAUUCUCUUUAUUCAGAAAUCCUAUGUGGAUCCAAUUUGAAUUGUUUCUCCAUAACAAGAAAAAUCCUCAUAACAAAAAAUCACUAUUAACAGACACAUGUACCCAGUAAUCUAGUUGCAUGGUCCUUUCCAGGGGACACUGCACACAAUCUGGACCAAAGAAUGUUUCAUAUGAAAGAGUUCCAGAUAGUACACAAAGAUUAGGAUUUCCUUUCUGCAACAUGUCUGCAUAUUCUAACCAUUUUAGGCUGAAUUUGCAUUCAAGGCAUUUUUAAAGAGAUCUUAUGAACAAUUAAUUAGAGCUGUGGGGUCUGCAGAUAUUCACAGUUGAAAGCUGUCCACUGUCAGUAAGAAAAGCGUAAUCAUGUUCAAAAUGCUUUAGUGUCAGUUCUAGUUUAGAAUGGAUACAUUAAAAGAAACACAAAUAACCCUUCUUUCAGACUGCUGACAUCAAUGUACAUCCUGUCACACUGGACCGUUAAUAGCAGCCGGGAAGCAUCACCCAAGGGAAACAACUGAGAGCGAGUCCCAUCUAGUGAACGCUUUACUGCCCAACCCUCAACAAAUCAGCAAAUGCCAGCCAGCCGGCCACCAGUCUCAUAAACACAGUCAGAAAUAGCAACUAGAAGUGCAGCCAGCACGCCUCCUGACGCAGAUGCACUGUAAAUGAAAGGUAGCGGUUUUCAAACACGACUUCUUUCAGUUACAUCGCUGAAUACCUUCACGGUGAUGAUUUUAGAUGGUCACAUCAUAACUAGACCGGACAAAAAGCUGUUAAUAUAAAACAAGAAAUAAAAGGACCUCCGAAGAGAUAAUGUUUUCACCAAUUUACAGCCACUCUGGCUCGGGAUUAUGGUCACACAGUUUAAAGUAGCACGGCUAAUAAUACAAUAAAAUCAUAAUUAUUCAUGCUAAUAGAAUAAUAACAAAACACAGCAAUCCUAGAUGAUGUAGCAAUGUACUGUAAAUGUACUUUUAUUUUGAAGGAACAGUUGCUCUUAUCCUGUCACUUCUCACGGUGCUUUUUCAAGACAAUGUAGGUGAAUCAACACUGUCAUUAUAAUUGUGACUGAAAACCAUCAUAGCAGCGUGGUCUAAUAAUAUUAUAUGAUGUAGCUACAUUGUGAGGAACUUAAUUGACUUAUGUCCCUCAGAAGGGGCACACUGCUACUGGAGGCAUGUACAUAUUUCCGUUGUCUCUGAAAGGUAUUUAUCACCAAAGAAUGUCAUAGUUUGAGAAUGAAUAAUCUAUUUGUUUAGUGUUAAGUCGGAACAGUUGUAUUGUUAUUAGUAUGUUCAUGUUACUACUGUAUUUAUUUAGGUCACACACUUGUAUUUUAAUAUAUGCAAUCCGGUAUAAGGACUUAUUGUAUGUUAUUAUUUGCUGUAAUAUAUCUUGUAUAUUAUUGUUCCG
Pseudoliparis swirei is the source of this 4047-nucleotide messenger RNA. Its product is annotated as amphoterin-induced protein 1-like. Bases 196 to 1722 code for a protein of 508 amino acids. Gene Ontology annotation, molecular function: protein binding. Gene Ontology annotation, biological process: brain development. The transcript has 2 exons. Lineage: Eukaryota; Metazoa; Chordata; Actinopteri; Perciformes; Liparidae. The record is from RefSeq and is a predicted model, not a curated record.